AUGAACAAUGCUGUAAACUUCUAUCCAAGAACAUACGGGCCUCCGUCUUAUCCUGGAAUACCGAACAAUUAUGGCAUUACUUCGCCACCUCUUCCACAGUUUUACAAUGCACGCUUCCCACACCCAAUACAAAACUCGGAACCACAACCCGCAUUACCGCCGCCUCAACAACAACAACAACAACAACAACAACAACAGCAGCAGCAGCAGCAGCAACAGUCAUUUGCCAAUCACCAACGACCAGUUAGUCAACAGAAUAAUGAAACAAACAAUUCAUUUAAACUGUAUGACUUAAGUACGAACGUGCAAAGUGAUAUCAUUCGAUUAAUAUUCGCGUUUGUUGGUGUCCCUUAUAAAGACAAGCGUUUGAGAGAAGAUGAAUGGAUGGAAAUAAAAGAACAGAUAUCCUUUCAAGAACUGCCCAUCUUACGUGUAAAUAAUCAGUUUCGAAUCUUUCACUUGCAUGCGAUUAUACGUUAUUUAGCACGAGAAUUCCAUUUAUAUGGAACAGGUAAACAUGAACACGCUAUUGUUGAUAUUAUCACAGAAAUCGCUCGACAAUUACAAAGCAAGAUCUUUGAACAAACUGAUUCGUCCACUCUUGCACAAGAUCAAUCAGUACAAGAAUUGAUAACUGAUUUUGCACUGAAUUAUUUGAAACAAUUCGAAGAACUUUAUACGAUAUUUGAUCGUCGUGGGCCAUUCUAUCUAGGCACACACAUAUCACUGGCUGAUUUAAUUGUUUAUAAUACAACAAACUCUUUGAUUAAAGCUAACACGAAAUUAUUAGAAAAUUACACACGUCUGAAAGAAGCACGUCGACAACUGGAAAAGCAUCCUGGCAUAGCUAAUUUUCUCAAAUCAAAACAAGUUGAUGCGAAUAAAACGCAUCGUCAUAGAUCACCACAUUCGCAUCGCCGUCGAACAAAAUCACCAACGCCGCAUGAAGGUUCUCAUCGCCAUCGCCAUCGAAGCCAUCGGCGUCGAUCUGAUGAAAGACGCAGAUCAAGCCACCACCAUCAUCAUCAUCAUUGCCUGUAUCAUCAACGACAACGAUCUAAAGAACCAGCAGCAUCAUUACAGUCGAAACAUCAAUCAGAAAAAUCAUUACAAUCACCGAUCUUGGUGGCCAAUGAAAAAGAUUCAAUAGCACCAACUGUGCCAACUUCUGUUCCUCCUCCCGCGCCACCUCUUCCUCCUCCUCCUCCUCCACCCUUGCCUGCUGCACAAACAAAACAGCAAGUGUCAAGAGCAUUGAAAUCUCCAAGUGUCAUAAAAAAAGACAAAGAGCAAACAGCAUUACCACACACAAAACAGCGUCUUAUCCGAACAUCAAUAUCUCCUAGUUUGGCAAGAGCCGAAAAAGGUUCAGUUCCACCAACAGCUGAAAUCAUUCCACCGCCACCACCCAUUCUCAAAGACUCGAAAGCUGAAUCGAAAGCCAAAUAA
This is a messenger RNA of Adineta ricciae, 1449 nucleotides long. The record is from the annotation of a GenBank genome assembly. NCBI's taxonomy places the organism in Eukaryota, Metazoa, Rotifera, Eurotatoria, Adinetida, Adinetidae.